This is a messenger RNA of Grosmannia clavigera kw1407, 6390 nucleotides long. RefSeq names its product ankyrin unc44. The coding region runs from base 1 to 6390 and encodes 2129 amino acids. NCBI's taxonomy places the organism in Eukaryota, Fungi, Ascomycota, Sordariomycetes, Ophiostomatales, Ophiostomataceae. The record is from RefSeq and is a predicted model, not a curated record. The transcript is spliced from 7 exons. Gene Ontology annotation, molecular function: protein binding.
AUGGCGUUAACAUAUAACAAGACCUUUUCUCUCACCCUUGUGCCGGAUGGCGGCACUGUGAAAACCGAUAUCAAUACAUCACUCGGUGAUAUUGUGGGCUCUACGUUCACAGUCGACUUUCAGACUUUGUACGAGGUGCAUGGCGGCUAUGACCCAGGAGAUAAAGAUAACGCAAGUCUUCUCGUGAUCAAAAUUAUUCCCAUGCCCCGGGAUGUCAAUAAGCAGUUCUCCAACUUCACUGUCAGCCUUUCUGUCGAGGCCUUCGCUGGUGAAGAAGAUAGUAAAGUGCAUGUGGUGUCCUUCGAGCCGGCCUCUUUGGGGUCAGAAUACGUUGGUGUCUAUACAAAAGAUCACGAGCGCCAGCGUGUGGCUCAGCUUAGCGGCCAGGUGCCCAUAAUGGCGACAGCCGCCGCCGGUAUUCAGUUAUCGUCCACGGAUACAACCAAAUAUUCCACGACACACCAACUCUCUGUCACAGGCACCGCGGACCGAUCAGAUUGCUACCCAUACAUUGACGUGAAAAACCGUGUCUCCUGGCAAGUUCGAGCGGCAAGCCAGGAGCAGGGCAUCGGAGACUCCUUGACCGUCGCAAUUCUGGUCAAGCGGCCUUGCAAUGCAAAAUUCCAGCUCGUUGGCCAGGUGGAAGGGAGGGUAGGGGGCGUCUCUGCAGCCACAAGGAGGUUUCUCGGCAAGCUAGCCCCCUAUCGCCGGGAUCCGAAGAUAUUGGCCAUCUUUCCGCUCGACCGGCGGAACACACCAAUGCCCCCCGAUGUUUUGGCCGACAACCUGCAUCGAGCAUCGACGGGAAAUGCCUUGCGUCGCCUGACCGAGGUUGGUGUGCAUCUUGCCGAGAAGACCGAGCCUGUGAAGUUGCUCCGAGAAUUGCCGGCCUCGUCCACACAUCUGCCUAGUGCAGAAAGCGAAGAAACGUCGGUUAACAGCACCAUUCCAGAAAAGGAAGAAGAGCGGACACACAGUGCAGAUUCUUCCGUUGUCCCCUCCAAAGAAACCAUUUUGACGGCUGCAACACACGUCUCCACAACUACCACUGACACGGCUGAGGCUCCCGCACUUUCUUUGGCCAAGAUAGCAGCAAAGUAUAAUGAUAUAUCUGGAAACACGACCCUAACGGUUCUGUAUGAAACGCCGACCUGGCCGACGCAAGACAUGUCGUGGGAGGCGCUGGCCAACCGGCUCAUGCUCGUCCCUGGGAGAGACGAGUUCUUUACUCUGUCGUGGCUGCAUACAACGGCAGAAAUGAUCGAAGUCGUUUGUACAAAGUUCGCCAGCAGCGAGAAACUGUAUAGAACCAUCUGUGUCCCCAGCUCAAUUGAGACCAGCCCAGAUGCGACGGCCAAGGAAAGAGAGAAGAAGGAAGAAAACAAAACCCUAGGAAGUUGUAUCAGACCGUUGCUGCGCUCAAUGUCCUUUCGCCCAGACGUGGACACCCAGGAUGAAAACAAUGAAAACGUCGACAUGAUCUCCCGUGAAGAAGAGCUCUUACUAAAGCGCAUCUUCCGGGUGAUGAUUGCACCAUCCAAUCCUGGCACGCGACUGAUCAAAUGUCUCCAAACAUUGAUGCCCGCCCAUAUGCAUCAGCAUGAGACACCCUCUCCACGUUUCGGCAGCAGCGCGGAUGAGAAGGUGUGCAGCAUUCUCGAUGAUAAUCCCCACUUUCGGAAUUGGCAGGAACGCAAUCACGGAUCACUCAAGAUCGUCAUGCUCGAAGAAGACGACUCAUCUUUGGUGUUUGCGAAACUGCAUGAGACACAGAAUACAGUGGGCUGUGAAAGAAAAAGCCUGGCUAUUCUUGACUACGUCUUUGACAAUCAAAGGUGCAAACAAAGCAGCGGCUCCGAUAUGCUGGCAUCGCUCUGCUAUCAAAUACUUUGCCUCAAGCCGAGGCUUUUUGAACACGUCGAUUCAUUGGUGGAACAUAUCUUCAACCAGGGAAUGAGCCGAGAAAACCGCCACUUCAUCCUACUCCAGUCCCUCUUGAGCUGCCCGGAACAUGGGAAUACGGUUUGCAUUAUCAGAGCACUGCCCGACACGACAAUUCCGUCAGAGGCGCUAGCUCGGCUUUUCACACUGGCCUCUCAGGAAGACCGUACACUCAAAUUGGUCACCGUCAGUAAUGCCGGUACUUUUGGUCUUCCCGAAUGUCCAACGGUCUACUUGCAGCAGGAGACAAUUGAUUUUGGCACCAUUGCGGACGAGGAGCUGGGUGCUUUGAUGAGGAAGCAAUUCGCCUUUCGAGACAAUCCCAGCAUGAUUUUGCGAGACGGGCUAAUAAGACACUACGAGAAAGAGCCCAUACUAUUUUCCGGGACCCCGGAAGGGACUGGGGAAGUCAUACGUGCUUGGGUUGAACUGGCAAUACGUAUCGCGAGGCCUAUCUCGGCGGCCUCUUUGAAGAAAUCGAUGCCGUUGAUUCCCAAUAAAAAAGAAGAGAUUUAUAGAGACAUAUUGGGACAGACGCCAUCAGCUGACCGAGAUUUGCUGCGACAAGUGUUGCCAUGGAUGGCAUUGGCUCAGGCUCCUCUUGGCAUAGCUGAAAUUUCUGCAGCUCUGGCUAUAGAAAAUGGAGCUUCGUCGAUGAACGAAAUGCGCGAGAAUAUGCCUAUCAAUCUGCUCGGAGACAUUGAGAGCUCCCUAGGCUGUAUCGUCCGCACAACAAAGUUGAAAGUUCCGACAUUACCCAGAGCAUUCAGAGACUUUUUGACAACAAAACAAGGCCACGGCAGCGACAAGGAGGAAGGUGGCACGUUGUCGGCAAGCAUUUGUGCAGGCGGAGAUAUGCAACUAGCACAGACGUGUCUGGAAUUUCUGAGUCUUCACAGAGAUCAAGACCCUUCAAGUCUUGCAAACGCUGCGGAUCAGCACCCUCUGCUCAAAUAUGCGACACAGCACUGGCCGGAGCACUACGCCAACGGCAGAAUGGCUUUAAUCAAAGAGCAGGAGACAUAUGAUAUGCCACCCGGAAUCGCUCGUCUAUUCCACAAUGGAGAGCUGAUCACAUUCUGGGCACGGUUGUAUAGCUACCUCGAAAACUCCGGGGUCGAAUGUGGUCCGAUAAGUGCUCUUGGCAUUGCGUCAGAAGUCGGAUGCAUAGACCUCGUCGACAUUCUUCUCCGAGAGGAGCUCACCACAGAGGAUAUUUCAAGCAGCCUCUUCGCCGCCAUACGCAGAGGUGACGUGGAAUUGCUGGAUCGCAUUAUGGAGGCAACAGAUGAUACUUCAGCAUGCCUUCAUGGGGUAGCCGUUUAUGGAAAAGAACAGCUGUUGCAUCGAUUCAAGGCUUCGGCUGUGGAGAAAGAUCACCUCAAUGCAAAAGACCGCCACGGCUUCUCGCCGCUGCACCACGCUUGCAUGGGAGGCAUGCUCGAGAUUGUCAAAGAACUGCUCGACAGAGGCGCGGAGACGAACACCCCCGGAGGUCCUCGAGACGUAACACCACUGCACUGUGCCUGUUUUUGUGGCCACGAUGCUGUGAUCGGAUGUCUAGGACGGUGGCCCGGCGUGGACGUGAAUGCGACAGACACGUGGGGGCAGACACCUUUGCACCACGCCUGCAAAGGACAACAGCCGGAUGCGGUACGGGCUCUGCUCAGAUUCCCGGCAGUAGAUAUCAGCGCAGUCAGUGAAGAGAAAAAGGAAACCGCGUUGCUUCUUGCUGCCACUGCGGGAAGAACUGACAUCAUUGACCUUCUUCUACCAGCGUAUGGAGAAAUCAAUAUGGCGAAGGAACUAUCCGCCCAGGACGGUUUGGGCUGCACAGCUCUACAUUGUGCUGCUAAGGGAGGUCAUCUUGGAGCGGUCAAGAAAUUACUGCGUUGCAAUGUAUCGCAGGACAGAAUUGUCAGUGUGGGAGACAAUGCGGGUAACUGGCCCAUCCACCUAGCAUCGAAAUUUGGCCAUACCGAAGUGGUGCAAGUUCUUCUCGAAGAGGCCGACAACUCCAAGCAAAUCGAGAGUCUUGAGGAUGAUGACAUGACGCCGCUUCACAAGGCCGUCCUCUCAAAUCACAAGGACGUGGUUGCGCUUUUACUGGAGCAUCAUGAGAAGAAAAAAGUGCCCUUGGACGUUUCCGAUUGGUACUCCAGAUGCAGUCUGCAUUACGCUGCCUCACUCGGCUACGACGAUAUCACCCGACUUCUGGUCAAAGGAGGGGCGACACUGGAUGUUGUGGAUGAGGACGGUGAAACGCCUCUUCUGAAGGCGUGCAAAUCUGGACACGACGCCGUUGUGGACUAUCUAGUUGCCGAAGGAGCCGAUGUAACACUUGAGAGCCAACACGGCCUCACGCCUUUGCUCGCAGCCGCGAUGGGCGGCAGCAAAACAAUCAUGGGUCGCAUCGCGUCUUGCAGGAACGUGUCGCUGACUACAAAGGACGCACGGGGCCGCAAUGCACUGCACCAUGCCGCUUCAAGUGGCAAUGAGGCUUCUGUAUCUUAUGCCUUGACACUCAAGAUCGACCCUGCCGAGAAGGAUGCAGGUGGUAGGACGGCCUUGUCAAUCGCAGCAGGUAGCGGCCAUCUCGAAGUUGUCAGACGGGUCGUCCAGAGUACUCCGACUGGCAUGGAAGGUGCAGAUAACGGCGGGAACACGCCCCUUUUCUAUGCUUCAAGCAACGGGCAUCUAGGCGUUGUUGCGUUCUUGUUAGACAACACACGCGAUUUGGAUCUUAUGAACAAAGAAAACAAAGGACCUUUGCACGCUGCAGUUCUAGCAAACCAUGAAGAAAUCGUCAAGUAUCUGUUACAGGCCGGAGCUUGCCCAAACACGAAAGUAACCGGUACACUGUCGACACCUCUUCACUUUGCUGUGGUCCACGCAGGACCAGCUAUCGUCGAGUGUUUGGCCAGAGCAGAUGGAGUGGAAGGAGAGGUUCUGGACAGCGAAGGAGUGACGCCAAUUUUUAAGGCUGCCCUGUAUGGGAAAUCUGACGCGGUCAGCAAACUCAUCGAUGCCAACUGGCACGGCAACUUUAAACAAGGAAAAUGGAUGUGGUACCCUCUCCAUGCGGCGUACCAAAACACAGAAGCCAUUGAGCAGCUUGUUACCAGAGCACAAAUGUCUCUCAGUAGCCCCGAUACAGACGGCGAUACCGUUCUUCAUCUCGCUACUCAAUGGGCGCCACAGUCCGUUUCUCUGCUUCUAAAGCUCGGCUCAGAUCCUCUUUUGAAGAACAAGUCGUGUUCUACGCCUUUGCAUCUAGCUGCAAAACGUUGUGACGUGGACGUUUUCACCAUGAUUCUCGACAAAGCGAAAGAAAUGCACCCCGAAGAGAUGGCAUGUAUGGAGAACCUACGGGAUAACAUGGAUCAUACUGUGCUUCUAUCAGCAGUGAGUUCUGGGAUGACACCCACAAUACAGCUUUUGUUGAAUAGUGGGAGGUUCGAUUUAAAUGACAGGGACUCAUCCGGGGACUCUGCCUUGAACCUCGCGGCCAAGGCCGGUAAGCCGGAGGUGAUAGACACAUUGCUAGACAAGAAACCGGAUGCCUGGGACCCAACCUGUCUUCGGCGAGCCUUGCUGGCUCUGAAACCGUCAGACGGGGAUAGGUCACAGCACGUCGCGUGCAGGAUGGUCCAGCUGCUGUCGAACGUAACCGCUGCAGAGAAUAAGCCGGAAAAGUUCUGGGCCGACGAUCUGCUUCUCAAAGACGCCAUGAGCGAGAACAAUACCUUCCUCAUCCGCCUGUUUUUACACGAGAGGGGGGACGAUCUGGCAGGCUGGAAAGACAUUCAUGGCUGGACGCCUGUGGAAGUUUUGGAGGCGUUUGAUGAAGAUACUCAGGACAUGGCCGCAAGAUCAUCCACAGAUGGAGACGGCCAAGCGCUGCCAUCGGAAUGGGAUCUGCAAAACAGCAGUCCCAAUUGUGUUGUCAUCCAUGGGCCGAGCGAGCAGGCCGAGACGGCCGUGCAGGUGAAGUCGGAGGCGACUGGCGACCAGUUCAGUGUCAUGUUCGGGAACCACCCAGUACCGCACAAAACAACGUUUGCGUUUUCGGUAGAAGUUGUGCGACUCGGGAAAAGUUAUGUUGGCGUUGGUGUUGGCCACAGAGGCGGCCCGCUCAAUAUAAUGCCGGGCUGGACUGACGACACAUGGGGUAUGCAUAGCGACGAUGGCAACUUAUACAACAGCGGAAGAGUCUUCCGCAAAGAGCUAGGAGCCACUUACGGUACCGGUGACAUCAUCACGGUCUUUGUCGACACACUCGAAGGAACAAUGUCAUUCCUGAAGAAUGGCGAGCUCAUAGAUCCCAUCUUUACCAACAUCCAUGGCCGCGUCUAUCCCAUGGUUGCUAUUGGACCAGGCGCCGAGAUUAAGGCCGUCUUCACAGGCAUAUCUGGGAUAGAUGAUCCAUAUAACGAUGCCGAUGAAUGA